GCACUCGGAAUCUCCGAUAUCGUGCAGGUAUUCACAGUAGCACCCGGAGUUCAUGUCAAAACGAUUAUUGCUUUCCAAACGCUUUCGAAGCUUGACAAGGUCCUUGAAUGUUCAGACUAUUCAGAACAUUCCUUACUCCUAGUCGUACCAUACCAGUCAAGACUCAAGAAUCUUGGACAAGAUUGAAUCAGCAGGUCCCGGAGCAAAACCUCUCCGAAUAUCUCCUGCAACGACCGUGUUUGGGCUUAACACUCCCCGCUUCUCAACGCAUUUCUGCACAUAUUUAGUUUCGCCAUGGUCCAACCUGGUACUAGAAGAUGUCUUUCAAACAACAUUGUAAUAUAAAAUCUUUUUAGUUUUACAGCGGCAUAUUUGCUUCAGGUUCAGUGCUAUUUUGCUACCGUGACUUUUCUCUACAUGAGCACUUCGUCCCCAAUCUCUCCAACUAUUGUUAUCUUUAAGUAUGAAAGUAAAAACAAGGAAAGCGGCUGCAUUUUCUAAACUGUCUUACGAGAUAGUUUGAUCAAUGGAUUCAUCAUUGUCACUGGAUCAAUAAGUGAACUGAAAGGGCUAUGCCAUAUAAUGGCAAAACCGCCAAAGUUUUGGCAAGUGAAUGCAGCUAUAUAGCAUAGUUAUGAUAUACUUUUAUUAUUUGUCGUUGGAUCUCUCAAAGCCGUAAGGCCUCUUGACAGCUUAGAUAAGUAUAUAUUUUUAUAUUAGAAGUUGACGAAUCAUAAGUUGGAUACAUAGUACGUUAUUCAAUCAAACUAGAAAAUUGCCGUUCUCAGAAAUAGCUAGAUAAGUGUAUAUAAAUAACUUAGGAUUUG
This is a messenger RNA of Yamadazyma tenuis ATCC 10573, 827 nucleotides long. The record is from RefSeq and is a predicted model, not a curated record. Lineage: Eukaryota; Fungi; Ascomycota; Pichiomycetes; Serinales; Debaryomycetaceae.